CCUCCUCUCUUCCCCACAAGUCACAAUUCGUUCAACAAUCUCUCAUUGAUCCUAAAUCUCCUCAAUUUUUCAAAUCCCUAAUUUCAAACCGCUUUCGAAUUUCAUCUCCCGUUUUCUGAAAUCAUGCAGAUCUUCGUGAAAACCCUAACCGGUAAGACCAUCACUCUCGAGGUCGAGAGUUCCGACACGAUCGAUAACGUCAAGGCUAAAAUCCAGGACAAGGAGGGCAUCCCUCCCGAUCAGCAGCGGCUUAUCUUCGCCGGAAAGCAGCUCGAGGAUGGCCGGACCCUUGCCGAUUACAAUAUCCAGAAGGAAUCGACUCUCCAUCUGGUCCUCCGUCUCCGGGGAGGUAUGCAGAUCUUCGUCAAAACCCUAACCGGGAAGACGAUAACUUUGGAGGUCGAGAGCUCCGAUACGAUCGACAAUGUCAAGGCCAAGAUCCAAGAUAAGGAGGGGAUUCCUCCGGAUCAGCAGAGGCUUAUCUUCGCCGGCAAGCAAUUGGAGGACGGUCGCACCCUAGCCGACUACAACAUCCAGAAGGAGUCGACUUUGCACUUGGUUCUUCGAUUGAGAGGUGGUAUGCAGAUCUUUGUCAAAACCCUGACCGGGAAGACAAUUACUCUGGAGGUCGAAAGUUCUGAUACGAUCGAUAACGUCAAGGCAAAGAUCCAAGAUAAGGAGGGAAUCCCCCCAGACCAGCAGAGAUUAAUUUUUGCUGGUAAGCAAUUGGAGGAUGGCAGGACUCUCGCGGAUUACAACAUCCAAAAGGAGUCAACUUUGCACUUGGUUCUUCGAUUGAGGGGUGGUAUGCAGAUUUUUGUGAAGACACUGACAGGGAAGACGAUCACUCUCGAGGUUGAGAGCUCUGACACUAUUGACAAUGUCAAAGCUAAGAUUCAGGACAAGGAGGGGAUCCCACCUGACCAGCAGAGGUUGAUCUUCGCUGGGAAACAGCUAGAGGAUGGUCGUACCCUUGCGGAUUACAACAUUCAGAAAGAGUCUACCCUCCAUCUCGUUCUUCGUCUCCGUGGCGGUGAUUUCUAGAAAGUUUGUUAGUUAGUUUCGGUUUGUUUUGUUUUGAUAUGUUGGUUCUGAUGGUGGUGUAAUUGUGUUGAGUGGCCAGUCUGCCACCGUGUUUUGUUCUUUGGGAUGGUGAAUGGGUUGUUCUAUCUUUACUUUUAAUCAUCAAAACUCAAUUUGGUAUCAAUAAAUAAUUUCUAGUUUUAUAAACACCAUCGGUUUCCCUUUCUUUGAAAU
Molecule: messenger RNA, 1257 nt
Organism: Malus domestica (apple)
Lineage: Eukaryota; Viridiplantae; Streptophyta; Magnoliopsida; Rosales; Rosaceae
Product: polyubiquitin 3
Biological process (GO): modification-dependent protein catabolic process; protein ubiquitination
Cellular component (GO): nucleus; cytoplasm
Molecular function (GO): ubiquitin protein ligase binding; protein tag activity
Source: RefSeq, a predicted model, not a curated record